Molecule: messenger RNA, 585 nt
Organism: Cylicocyclus nassatus
Lineage: Eukaryota; Metazoa; Nematoda; Chromadorea; Rhabditida; Strongylidae
Source: the annotation of a GenBank genome assembly
AUGUUCAAGUCGACAUUAUUUUUGCUUACUUUCAAGCUGGCAUCCACUUGCAAUCCUGGUGUAGGUCCAGAUGCGGCUAUUGUAACCAAUCCCACCUUCACCUUCUCAUUUUAUCCUCCCAUUGCCUGGACCUAUUAUACGGCUCCUCCACCAGCUGGGAUCAACGUUGCCGAUGCCACAGUAUAUGCUGGACAGCAAGCUUCUCUUAAUGAUGCGCAGCGUGUCAUGCAGAAUGAUAUUGAUGCAGCUAUUCUGAAAUCUUUAAACAAAUUGGGGGUGUCCACUCAAGGGACAACUUGGCAAGUAAAUGGUUAUACACCACAAAAUUGCCUUAUCCGUGGAGAUAAUGGACAAGCAGGCUGGCGUGCUGUUGGCACUUGCGUUCCACAGAUCGGUGCCAUUACUGCAAUUAGAACUGUCGUGGACACUAAUUCAGGGACGGAUAAUUUACAGCGAGGAACACUUCGAGUAACAACAUCUCUGCUCGUAACGCGUUCACAAUGGAACUACAUCGCUUCGGAAGUCUACAAUCAACUCAACGUCUAUUCGAAAGUGUAUUUCACAACGCCAAUCACUCUUCAGUAG